Molecule: messenger RNA, 489 nt
Organism: Exophiala bonariae
Lineage: Eukaryota; Fungi; Ascomycota; Eurotiomycetes; Chaetothyriales; Herpotrichiellaceae
Exons: 2
Coding region: 1-489 (162 amino acids)
Source: RefSeq, a predicted model, not a curated record
AUGGCUCCUAAAUUAGAGUCCGCAUUCACGAUGCGAGCAUAUCUGUCCAAGGAAAGCGUCAAACUCGAUGGGAUCAAGAGCGGACCAUCAAGACUCGUUCUGCCCAUCACACACGGGUUCGUUCAGGGCUCAGGACUGACUGCGAAGGUCUUACCUGGUGGAGCUGACUGGCUACUGCUCGAUCCCUCGACCAACGUCGCCCACCUCGACGUCCGCACUCAAGCUCGUACUGCAGAUGGCCACAGUCUCUACAUCCACUACCACGGCGUACUGAAAGUGGACGACGCGGGAAGCAAAGCACUUGCGGGGGCGGCAGACGCGAAAUCGACGGAUUUCGGUGAUCAUGAGUGGUUUGCAGGCCCGGUUAUUGAGACGGACGAUCCAAACUUCAAAUGGGUCGAGACUACCUUGUUUGUUGGCCAGGGGAGAUACGUUAUUGAUGACGAGGGCUCGGCGGUUGAGUAUCAGAUAUAUAAAGUUGUCAAUUAA